AUGGCGAUUGGGAUCCUUGCCGGGACUGGGGUGUCUCAGGGCUGCACCCCACCACCAGGUGCUCGGAACUUGGCGCUGGGGCGCCCGGCCACUCAGUCCUCCACGUUCGAGAAUAAAGAGACAGGAAAAGCCAUGGCUGGAAAGGCCGUGGAUGGAAAACGCGAUGGGAAGUGGGAACAAGGCUCCUGCAGCCACACCCAGUUCGACACAGAGCCGUGGUGGACCGUGGACUUGGGCAGUCGUCAGUCUGUCUCCGCGGUGAUCGUGAAGAACAGGGAAGACGAAUGCUGUGGGGAGAGAAUCAGGGGAGCCCAGAUCCACGUGGGAGACUCCUUGGCCGACCAUGGCAAGCAGAACCCCAUCUGCGGGACCAUCACCGACACCAGACCGGGAUCCGUCAGCACCAUCUGCUGCAACGGGCUGGAGGGCCGCUAUGUCACCAUCGUCAUCCCGGGCAGGGCGGAGUUUCUCACCCUGUGUGAGGUCGAGGUCAUAGCUCAGGGCUGUGCCCUAUCACCAGGAGCUCGGAACUUGGCGCUGGGGCGCCCGGCCACUCAGUCCUCCACGUUCGAGAAUAAAGAGACAGGAAAAGCCGUGGCUGGAAAGGCCGUGGAUGGAAAACGCGAUGGGAAGUGGGCACAAGGUUCCUGCAGCCACACCCAGUUCGACACAGAGCCGUGGUGGACCGUGGACUUGGGCAGUCGUCAGUCUGUCUCCGCGGUGAUCGUGAAGAACAGGGAGGACGAAUGCUGUGGGGAGAGAAUCAGGGGAGCCCAGAUCCAUGUGGGAGACUCCUUGGCCGACAAUGGCAAGCACAAUCCUAUCUGCGGGACCAUCACCGACACCAGACCAGGAUCCGUCAGCACCAUCUGCUGUAACGGGCUGGAGGGCCGCUACGUCACCAUCGUCAUCCCGGGCAGGGCGGAGUUUCUCACCCUGUGUGAGGUCGAGGUCCUAGCUCAGGGCUGUGCCCCACCACCAGGGGCUUGGAACUUGGCACUGGGGCGCCCGGCCACUCAGUCCUCCACGUUCGAGAAUAAAGAGACAGGAAAAGCCGUGGCUGGAAAGGCCGUGGAUGGAAAACGCGAUGCGAAGUGGGCACAAGGUUCCUGCAGUCACACCCAGCUCGACACAGAGCCGUGGUGGACCGUGGAUUUGGGCAGUCGUCAGUCUGUCUCUGCGGUGAUCGUGAAGAACAGGGAAGACGAAUGCUGUGGGGAGAGAAUCAGGGGAGCCCAGAUCCAUGUAGGAGACUCCCUGGCCGACCAUGGCAUGCAGAACCCCAUCUGCGGGACCAUCACCGACACCAGACCGGGAUCCGUCAGCACCAUCUGCUGCAACGGGCUGGAGGGCCGCUACGUCACCAUCGUCAUCCCGGGCAGGGCGGAGUAUCUGACCCUGUGUGAGGUCGAGGUCAUAGCUCAGGGCUGCACCCCACCAGCAGGGGCUCGGAACUUGGCGCUGAGGCGCCCGGCCACUCAGUCCUCCACGUUCGAGAAUAAAGAGACAGGAAAAGCCGUGGCUGGAAAGGCCGUGGAUGGAAAACGCGAUGGGAAGUGGGCACAAGGCUCCUGCAGCCACACGCAGCUCGACACAGAGCCGUCGUGGAUCGUGGACUUGGGCAGGCGUCAGUCUGUCUCCGCGGUGAUCGUGAAGAACAGGGAAGAUGAAUGCUGUGGGGAGAGAAUCAGGGGAGCCCAGAUCCGCGUGGGAGACUCCUUGGCUGACCAUGGCAAGCAGAACCCCAUCUGCGGGACCAUCACCAACAGCACACAAGGAUCCCUCAGCACCAUCUGCUGUGAUGGGAUGAAGGGCCGUUACAUCACCAUCACCAUCCCGGGCAGGGAGGAGUAUCUCACCCUGUGUGAGGUCGAGGUCUACGGCACCCAGCUGGGGGAUACGCGCUAG
Chrysemys picta bellii (western painted turtle) is the source of this 1908-nucleotide messenger RNA. Lineage: Eukaryota; Metazoa; Chordata; Testudines; Emydidae. The record is from RefSeq and is a predicted model, not a curated record.